Fusarium oxysporum Fo47 is the source of this 1428-nucleotide messenger RNA. Its product is annotated as amine oxidase. Lineage: Eukaryota; Fungi; Ascomycota; Sordariomycetes; Hypocreales; Nectriaceae. The record is from RefSeq and is a predicted model, not a curated record. Bases 1 to 1428 code for a protein of 475 amino acids. The transcript has a single exon. Gene Ontology annotation, molecular function: oxidoreductase activity.
AUGGCAGUAUCCACCUCAUCGUCCUCCACGCAGUGGACACAUGAGCCCGUCGACGUAGCCAUCGUAGGCGGGGGCCUCAGUGGCCUUGCGGCUGCUAAAGAUCUCGUCGCUGCCGGCAAGUCAGUCCUUGUCCUCGAAGCCCGAGAUCGAGUCGGCGGAAAAGUCUACGACGUAGAGGUGAAGGACGGGAAUGGCCAUAAAGUCGAAGCCGGAGCUGAGUUUGUCUACAAGAACCACAAGAGGUUGCUUACUCUUGCCAGUGAGCUUGGCAUCAAGACGUUCCCGACAUACAUCGAGGGCAAUAUGCUCAUGUGGAUACCUGGUCAGGGUCGUCUACUAUACGAUCCUGUCAAGACACAGGGAAUGCCGCCACUAUCUGAAGAGGACAUAACAAUUCUGGCUGGCAUCACAGUGCAGGUCAAUGAGAUGGCAAGUGAGAUCGACGUGCAUCAGCCUUGGAUGCACCCAAAAGCUAAGGAAUGGGAUCGUCUCACGCUGUCGUCAUGGCUUGAUGGCUUUGCUCGCGAUGGUGUAGCGCGAGGAGUGAUCGAUAUGACAAACAGAGCUAUCAUGUCGGCAGAAGGCGAGGAUGUUUCACUGUUGAGCGCUGUGAUCAAUGUUGCACGAACUGGAGACCUAGAAACGAAGGGUCGAAUGGAGAUGUUGACCAACGUCAAGAAUGGGUCUCUUGAAGAAAGAAUCGAGGGCGGACCACAGAACAUCGCUAUCAAACUAGCUGAGCGCCUUGGUAGUGACACAGUCCGUCUUCGGGCACCUGUUCGACAGAUCCUCCAGAACGACGCUGGAUACCUCGUUGUGGGCGAUUCAUUCCGCGUUCAAGCACAAAAAGUCAUCAUCGCCAUCCCCCCCACCCUCGCAGGUCGUAUCGUCUAUCAACCUCCCCUCCCCGCAGCUCGUGAUCAACUUUGCCAGCGCGUCCCAAUGGGUUCAAUCGGAAAAGUCAUCGCAAUCUACAAGACCCCCUUCUGGCGGGACCAAGGCCUCAGCGGUGAAGUCGCAAGUCUCGAGGGUGUAUCCCAGUCUACAUUCGACAGUUCUCCCCCUGAUGGAAGCUUUGGCGCUAUGAUGGGUUUUAUAGAAGCCAACGAGAUGCGAAGACUCGAUGAAGCCUCUGAAGAAGAGAUCUUUGCUGCUGUGACAGAAGACUUUGCUAGAUACUUUGGUCCCAAGGCGAGGGAGGUCCAGUCCUGGGUUCUUCAGAGGUGGGAUAAUGAGGAGUUUUCGAGAGGUGGUCAUACAGGAUUGUUCCCGCCCAAUGUCUGGACUCAGUUUGGACCUGCGCUGACGAAGCCGGCUAGGGGGGUCUAUUUUGCCGGCACGGAAGCGUCCAGCUAUUGGGCUGGGUUUAUGGAGGGUGCUGUAAUUGCUGGUGAAGAGGCAGCUGCAAAGAUACUGAGCGCCUCUUGA